Messenger RNA from Brenthis ino (lesser marbled fritillary), 1602 nucleotides. The record is from the annotation of a GenBank genome assembly. Lineage: Eukaryota; Metazoa; Arthropoda; Insecta; Lepidoptera; Nymphalidae.
AUGCAUCGUCUGCAGGUUGUAGCUCCGCUGGAAGAAAUUGUAGAUGUCAAUCUGUCACAAGCAAACCUUCUUAUAUCUAAUCCAUUUAAAAUACUACCACUUCAAGGCGGUUUUGCCGCAGAGACGUUUGACUGUCACAGCUCAUUACAGUCAUUAGUGCAUGGCAGUUUAAGUUCAAGGACUGCAUUGUUAAGCGGACGCUUUUAUUUUACAGGUGAUACCGUAAGCUCCCGCGCCCUCGCGCGGCGCCGCCUGCCCGCCUACCCGCCAUCAGUUAGAGUCCGGCAUCGUCGCCGCUCGCACGAACCUCUCCGCCGCACAAGCGCAACGAACGACUUCAAAAUGGCCUCCGGUCCGAAGAUAGUACACAAGCAAUUCAAUUCACCCAUCGGUCUCUACUCCCAGCAAAAUAUUCAAGAGACACUCAAUAAGCAUCUGCAGAAUCUCGACAAUGGCACCGUCGGUAUUGACUUCAACAACCCGGUAAGCGACAAGCCGGCGAAUCUUGCUAACUCAGCCGUUCUGCGCAUGCUCGAGGAAGAAGAACGUAAUCGUAAGGGAUAUCCGAAAUUAGACCCUACCCAAAUCCAGGCGAUUUUGGAGAAUUUUGUUCACACCGAGCGAAGAUUUGACCAGAUCUGGCCUCCAAAAAAGACGAAAGUGGAUCGUAGUUGGGAUGGCCAAAUCAACUCCACGUCAUAUAUACAUUCUACGCUUAUGAAAGCUACUAAAGGCCAAAAGAAAGUGGUCUGGCCUCCAGCCCCCGAAACAAACGGUUAUCACCAGUCGCAACAGCAAAGUCCUGCAUUCUACAACAACGCACAGCAUUCUCCGUCCCACCAAAAAUACUCCCAACAACAACAACAGUCGCAACAACAAUUUUCCCCGCAACCACAACAAUACCCAUCCCAAGUCCAGCCUCAGGAGCAGUACCCUCAGUCCUAUUCUGCUGACCAGUCCCAAUCCGCCUACUGUGAGGGACGACGUCAGGAAGCCUCAGGGCUAAGUAAGCUGAUCCCUGUGGGGCCCGGCGCUAGCGCUUCCCCAGUUGCCCCGUCUUAUCGCCAAGGCCCGCUAUCCCCUAGCGCGCAACCCUAUCGACAGCAACAAAGCCGCUGGGCACCCGUACCGGCCCCCACCUCCCCUCAGCCCUCAUCUCAAAAACCUCAGUACUCCCAACCACAGUAUUCGCCGCAGGGCCAAGGGCAGUACUCGCCACAACCGCAAUAUACGGAGCCCCUAUACCAGCCCCCACAGAGAGUUUUCGAGCCACCCCCGGCCACUAUAACACUGCGCCCUCAACAGCCGAUCCAUCAACAGCCGUCACCUGUAUUUGCUAGCCAGCCUGCCACAGCGUCAUACAAAGGAGGCAUAAACAUGCGUGGGGAUCAGAAAUGGCCACCACAGUCUGUAAAGGAGGCCGUAGCCGCAGAGAACGAAGCCAGGAGGCAGUUAGCUAAGGGACCCGCUUGCAGACCGCGCAAGGUACGCAAGGACUACUCUUCGUUCUUCUCGCAACACGCUCUCAACCACAGCUACACCAGCUACCGUGUCCCUCCUGGUACACAACACUUUGAAUAUCAAUCGGGCAGAUCUUCCUAC